This is a messenger RNA of Acanthisitta chloris (rifleman), 927 nucleotides long. RefSeq names its product chromosome unknown open reading frame, human C14orf79 (gene CLBA1). Gene Ontology annotation, molecular function: clathrin binding. Gene Ontology annotation, cellular component: AP-1 adaptor complex; trans-Golgi network membrane. The coding region runs from base 1 to 927 and encodes 308 amino acids. The transcript has 4 exons. NCBI's taxonomy places the organism in Eukaryota, Metazoa, Chordata, Aves, Passeriformes, Acanthisittidae. Gene Ontology annotation, biological process: intracellular transport. The record is from RefSeq and is a predicted model, not a curated record.
AUGCAGAACUUGUCACUAGGAGAAAGUCUUACUGGUACAGACACAUCACACCAGGGGUCUCUAAAAGACCUGGCAGCUGAAGCAGGUGCUGUCUCUCUUGAUGAGAGUGGCUGUAACUGGAAUGAAAGGACAAGCAGUGAAGAAAUUAUUAAUCUCGAAGUAAUGCAGCAAAGCCUCCCUGGAGGGAACAGCAAAGGGAGAAGCUGUGAGGAGGUUUCUGAGAGCAGUUUUAGUGCCUCAGAACCCAGCGGUUCCUGGGGGGAUUUUGAAGGCUUCAGGGAGUCCUUAGAUGAAGCAGAGAGAGUCGGUCACAAUGCUGAAGAUUUGGUGAAGUCAACAGAACCUUCUGGAGCUGGCAGAGACUUCAGCAGCAAUUCUGCUGUGUGUUUGGGUGCUGAGCCACUUCUGUGCAGCAGGACACAGGAGGCCUCAGGAUCUCUGGACGAGGCAGAGCACAGCUACGAGGACAUUUUUAAGUUGGGCUUUCCAGAAGUCUUUGUUCCAAGGUCCACAGAGAGCAUAAGAAGCUUAGAGCAAGUCCUUGCUACAAAUAAUGAAGAUGUUGGGAUACCUGAACUUUGGAAGGACCAGCUUUGCAUGGAUUCUGGAAACCUCUGGAGAACACUCAGAGACUUUGAUCAUAUUCCCAGCUUAAGAUAUCCCUGGAGUAAAUCUCACAGCCACGAAAACCUCUUGAGUGUUCUUGGGAUAGAUGCAAAUCAAACGGAUAAUUCCAAGAGCCAAGAGGAGAUUUGUGAGGAGUCAAAUGGCAAAGACAACGAGGACUUGAGGUUUGAUGGAUUUGGUGUUAAUGACUGCAAAGCAUUGAUCCAGACCAAGGUAAGGAUUGCCCUGAGCACUGCACAGAACACAGAGUCUAUUUCCAUCCUCCCCUUUGCUGUUGGCAGCAGCUUAGGACAGCUCUGA